Lindgomyces ingoldianus is the source of this 2579-nucleotide messenger RNA. RefSeq lists its product as uncharacterized. The transcript is spliced from 4 exons. NCBI's taxonomy places the organism in Eukaryota, Fungi, Ascomycota, Dothideomycetes, Pleosporales, Lindgomycetaceae. The coding region runs from base 1 to 2562 and encodes 853 amino acids. The record is from RefSeq and is a predicted model, not a curated record.
AUGAAUACAAAUAUGAAAACUUGGUUCCACAUUCACCGCAUCCGGAAGUCAAAAUCUCAUGCAGCACUGCCAAUUCAGAGGCAUGAUUCUGCAGAGGUGGAUGAGAUAUGGCGCGCAACCCCGCCAAUGACUACCAGAAUGGAAAGCGCUGCGAGAAUAGCGGCCUCUAAAACGUCAAGUAGGAUGUCGAUUGAGCGCUAUCUAAGCGCACCAUUGGAGGACGAGCCGGCCUCUGUUCCUGCCAUCGACGCUGCACUGAAAAAUCAGACAUCACGGAAUCGGGGAACUCAGUUACCUACCAUUCUACGCAGAACUCACUCAAGAGAGAGCUCCCUCGAUGCAAACUCAGAUGGUCGGCGAACAUUCUACACAAGUGGAAGCGCUGCUGAGUCGACUGCUACUUCCCACAGCGCUGCUUCACGCAAAGUCAAUCGGUCUAACCACCACCAUCGAAGCAAAACACAUCCUCGAGUUCCUGAACUCCCGAAGCUCAUCACUUCAGGGCUCGAAGAUGCAACAGAUAAAUCUCCAGAAAGACCUACCACGAGCGGCACUGUGGACGUGGAGAAGACAUGGGCAGAACAGAUGGACAACUUCUUGCCUGGGUAUGAAGAAGCCCGAAGAUCCGAGUACAGGACCAAGGCAGAGCAAGAAAUCGCCCAGAUCCAGGAAAAAGCGAAGCAGCUAGAAGAAAAGAUGAGAAGGUACAGGGCAGAGAGAGAAAGCCCAGCAUCUCCUCCGAGUCGGGUCACUGAUGAGAUGGCCUACGCGCAGAUGGCUGCACGACCCAAAUUAGCGUGGAUCUUAGGAGGCGACAUAUCUGACGCUAAGAGCAUCGAGAGACCUAAAUCAAGUGGAAGCGUUCUAGUAAGCUCCCCCGAGGAUGCACGAUCUCCUGAGGACAUACCCGAGCGGCCGAGUACUAGCGGCACAAUGGUCGAGACAGCCCCUGGAAAGAUUCCGCGAAGAACAAGGUCGCAUGGUGCGUUGGAUGAACGACCUCGCAAAGCUCACGCGGACAAAAGAAAUGCAAUGUUGUAUGAGCGGAAACCAACGCGACGGCCAAAGUUCUACUGCACUUUCUGUCAGAAACGAUUCCACAGUCGUCUUGAAUGGGUGAGGCAUGAGCAGACCCUCCACAUGCCUGAAGAAUUAUGGGUGUGCUGUCCUCGAAUUGGAGAGUUUCCCGAAAGAUGCCCGUUCUGUGCGAAGAGCCAUCCAAGCCCAUCACAUCUCGCUGAUCACAACUACCUUUCUUGUCAAGAAAAACCGCUUUCGGAGCGAACCUUCAGCAGAAAAGACCACUUCUUACAGCAUAUCUCCCAAGUCCAUAAAGUCAACACCUGGCAGAAGCCCCUCCGGUUGACCGAGCUCUUGGAAGCGUGGAGGCAUCCUUUGCCAUUGAAGGAUGGCCACCAAGCACUCCAUUGUGGCUUCUGCGGUCAGACCUUCACGACAUAUGCGGAGCGGACCGAGCAUGUUAGUGGGCAUUUUCUCGAGGGUCUGGACAUGAUGUCUUGGUGGAAUGGAAGGGUCAAUCAUGACAUUGACCAGCUGAAUUCGUCUAGGGUGACUUAUCGGAAUCCUGAUCCGCCUCAUCGCUGCUGCUACUGCGAACGCACAUACGCGAACCUUGCAGCAGCACAAAACCUUCAUCCAGUCUGCACCAUGUGGUCUUGUUCCUUCUUGCCCGGAAUGCAGUAUACGAUUUACCCAGCUGGUUCGAGAGAAAAUAUCGAGGCAGUCUGUUGCUACUGCAACGAGACGCUCGUCAAGGGUGCCGGGAGGGUAAAAGGAUCUGUGUUGAAGGAGCACAUAUCCCAGCACAACUUCAGGAAUUGUAACCAACGGCUGUACUUCUCCGGUCAAAGAUUCCGACAACAUCUUCAGGACAGCCACAAGACUAAUUACGAUGGAAGCCUCUUUGCUGGUUGGACACUUCUUCUUAAAUCAAGCAAGACGCAAAAGCCUUCUGUUUUCGAGCAAAUAGACCCCUCCACCGCCAUACGCCGUGCGUACACCGACCCUGGAGCCGCGAAAAAGGAAGAAGCGACACCGCAGAUACCGCGGGCAAACUUUAUGGAUCUCUCAGAAACACCACAGAAGCCAAGUGGGAGGAGGCUCCGGCGUAAGGCCUCCACACUCUCCGUACCAGAGAAACCCUCUCGCGAGGUUCGCAGCUCCACGCAAUUCUUUUCACGGGCCGCUACUAUAGAUCUAGUGUAUGGGUCCAACGCUUCUCCCUCUCCACGAUUCCCUCAAAAUGGACCUCGUUCACCCAAGGGUAAACCCCGUCAGCACAAGCCAGGUUUCCCGGUCUCCUCACUGCCUGUAGAUGCUGUUAAUACUUGUCCGCGCUUCUACCGACGUAGACUCGACGCUUCGACCCGGAAUAGGCUGUAUGUUCGAGACCAGGACGAUGGCCCGCUUUCGAAGAAUUCACAAAGACUGUUCAGGAAGGUCCCGGGGAGUCUGUUGGGAGGUCUUGUCUUGCACAGUUCGUUGGUUGGCACUACACCAGCGCGGAUGACGAACUCAGUCGAUAUUUACUCUUUGCAUUAGGCGAGCUAUAUGAAAAC